UUCAACUACACAAGCUAACCGUGUAAAGGUAACUUGUCCAAAAUUAAGUGUAUAAUGGUUGGUCUUCAGGGGACGAAACAACAAUAGUGUUCGGCCUUCGGCGAUUACGGUUCAAGCACCGCACAGCCCUUCAGUAUCACGUGACAUUAUCGGGCAGCUUGUGCUUCUCCGAAGUUCCAUGGCAACUGGUUCCGCGCCACCCAGCCUCAUCCGUAAAACUCCUUCGUCUAGAACUAUUCAUAUAUUAAGCUACCAAGGGAUACGAGUUGCAAGUAUAACAGCCAAUUUGGAUAGCUUCUUUCUCGGAUCAAUCCCCUUUAUCCCAACCUCUCCUCUCAAUCUCUUAUUUCCGAGUUUUUCGUUUUUUUUUUUUUUCUGCAAAACGCGUCAGACAAAAUUUCAACCCUUUUCAGACCUUCUUUUCCCGCCAGACACAUAAGCCACUGUCUGCUACUAAACCACAUAUACAACCCUUUUAUGAAGUUGCUAUUCCUCUCUGCGUUGGUGCCGCUUGUUGCCGCUUUCGAUGUGGUAACCACAGUGCCCGUAUCGCCCACCAACCAAGUCAUCACGCCGUUCGACUCCCAGGACUUCUGCUCUCUCUCCAUCACCGACACAUGCAACACGACCAUCGCGUACAUUGACACGGCUAAUGCGCAGUUGCGUCCGGCUUUAUCGCAGUUGGUGCGCCGCAGCUACUUCAAGUACUAUAAGCUUAACCUCUACAAGAGCUGCCCCUACUGGAAGGAUGAAGGCUUCUGUGUGAACCGGAACUGUGCGGUGGAUUUCAUUGAGGACUGGGAUUCGCUCAAUGAUACGUACCAGCCGGCGCAGUUGGGGUCGUUCUACAAGGCCGACAGCGCCAAUAGUGAUAGCGAGGACGACGUGCUGGAUAAAAACUACUGCUAUUUGGAGGACGACAUGGAUCUUGAAUGCCAGGUCGUGUCGCUUGUGGAUAACCCCGAGCGCUUCACGGGCUACGGUGGUGCCCAGUCGGCACAGAUCUGGAACUACAUAUACCGCGAGAACUGCUUCCCCGACACAACCCACAUGUCCGAAAACCAGGACGGCGCCACAUGUGUGGAGAAGAGGUUGUUCUACCGCUUGGUCUCCGGAAUGCACGCGUCGAUCGCUGUUCAUUUGUCGCACGAAUACUUGAACACCAAGACCGGCGCGUUCGCCCCGAACUUGCGCUUGUUCAUGAACCGUGUGGGUAAUUUCAACGACCGCUUGGCCAACGUCUACUUCAACUAUGCGAUUGUUUCACAGGCCGUGGCAAAGUUGCUCAACCACCCAGAGUUUUCGUUGCCUCAGACAAACGACCACCCACACAACCCGGCAUACAUCGAGGAAAUCUUGGACGUCAUGAAAACCCAGCUUUCGGGUACCCUCAACCAACAACAGCUCUUUGACGACUCGUCGCUCUUCCGUGAUCCUUCAUUGAAGGAUGAGUUCAGAGACCGCUUCCGCAACGUCUCUUCCAUCAUGGACUGUGUGGGCUGUGACAGGUGCAGGCUUUGGGGCAAGAUCCAGACCACUGGCUACGGUACCGCCUUGAAAGUGUUAUUUGAGAUGGAGGCCGAGGGUACCGCCAUGCUUGGUUUGAAAAAGCAGGAGGUGGUUGCCUUGAUCAACACAUUUGACCGGUUGUCGAAGUCUGUAGCGGCCAUCAAUAACUUCAAGGUGUUGUACUUGGAGUCGUUUGGUGAAGGUGGCGAAAAGGGGAACCGGAUUGAAUUUCCCUUCCAAGCUGUGAGUGGGGUAGACUCUGAUGCAGAGUCGGAUGAAAAGUCGCAGCCGAACCGCAAGAAAACAUCCAAGAAAAACAACCCGUACUUGAAGCAGUCGCACAUUACUGCCAAGUCCAAGAGCAACCUUAAAAGUGCCUUGAACCAGGAAAUAGCUACUAUUUGGGAAGCUCUUAAGUUCAUCGGUAGGUCCUACCUCUACUUACCCCAGCUCCUCUACCAGAACACCUUGUUCUACACCAGCAUCUAUUGGAACUGGUUCAUGGGCAACUACGAGUAC
Molecule: messenger RNA, 2028 nt
Organism: Babjeviella inositovora NRRL Y-12698
Lineage: Eukaryota; Fungi; Ascomycota; Pichiomycetes; Serinales
Gene: ERO1
Product: ER oxidoreductin
Exons: 2
Biological process (GO): protein folding in endoplasmic reticulum
Cellular component (GO): endoplasmic reticulum; endoplasmic reticulum membrane
Molecular function (GO): FAD binding; thiol oxidase activity; protein-disulfide reductase activity
Source: RefSeq, a predicted model, not a curated record